AUGGGUGAAGCCGACAGCUACUUCAACCCCAGCGCUGGGAAUGGCCAGCCGCCAGGGGACCAGCAGCACCAGCCCCCCCAGUACCAGCCCCAGUACCAGCACCAGCCGCAGGGCCAGCCCCAGGGUCAGCAGCAGUACACGCCUCAGCAGGCUGCAUACGGCGAGCUUAGCGAGAAGCCGACGUUCGAGCAGGCCUUCAAGGUCGAGAAGCCCAAGUGGAACGAUGUCUGGGCUGGCAUUCUGUUCCUCCUCUUCUGCGGCGGAUUCGUAGCAGUGUCGGGCAUCGCUCUUCGGGGUUAUGCAACGACGAGGGACAUCCAAGGCAGCGGCAUCUACAGCGGGACAAACAACUUCACGCUCAAUACGAGCACUCUCAUUCUCUUCCUCUUUGUCCUUGUCGUUGCGGUUGUGCUUGGAUACAGCUAUGUCUGGCUCGCGCGCCUCUUCCCAAAACAGUUUAUCUGGGUGACGGGCAUCCUCAACAUCUGUUGGGCCAUCGGCACCGCCAUCUUCUACCUAUACCGCCACUACUGGACUGCCGGCAUUGUUUUCCUCAUCUUUGGCAUCUUCCUUGCCUUUUGCUUCUGGACCUGGAUCAGUCGUAUCCCUUUCUCGGCUUUGAUGCUCAAGACCGCCGUCGAUGUGAGCAAAUCGUAUGGCCAUGUCUACCUCGUCAGUCUGCUGGGAGGGCUGACGGCCACUGCGUUCGGAGCCUACUACUCCAUUACCUUGGUCGCCAUCCAUGACAAGUUCCAGCCGUCCAGAAACAACCCGUCCUGUAACAGCAGCCAGGGCUGUAGCAGUGCCAAGGUCAUCGGUCUGAUCGCCUUCGUCACCUUUGCCAUGUAUUGGAUCUCCGAGUGGCUCAAAAACACCAUCCACACCACCAUUGCCGGCGUCUAUGGCUCCUGGUACUUCUUCCCGCAUCAUCUUCCCAGGGGUGCUACUCGCGGGGCAGGCAAGAGAGCUUUGACUACCAGCUUCGGCUCCAUCUGCUUCGGCAGCUUGAUUCUUGCUAUCAUCCAGUUCCUAAGGCAUCUCUGCUCUAUCGCCAGGAACCAGUCAAUGCAGGAAGGAGGCAUCGGAGGGGCUAUUGGUUACGCAAUCUUUUGUAUCCUUGGAUGUCUCAUCGGCCUCCUUGAGUGGCUCGCCCAGUUCUUCAACCGUUAUGCCUUCUGUCAUAUCGCCCUCUAUGGCAAGGCGUAUAUUCCCGCGGCCAAAGAUACCUGGAAGAUGAUAAAGGACCGUGGCUUCGACGCCCUGAUUAAUGACUGCUUGAUCGGGCCGGUCCUCUCCUUUGGUGCACUCUUCAUUGCAUAUGCAUGCGCCCUCCUUGCAUACCUAUAUCUGCUCUUCACUGACCCGGCUUAUAACACUGACGGGAAAUACACGCCCUUCGUUGUCGCAUUCUCUUUCCUCAUCGGGUUUCAGAUUGCAAAUGUCUUCACGACCCCAUUGUCUAGUGGGAUUGACACCAUCUUUGUGGCUGCUGGCUGGAACCCGCAGGUGCUGUACCAUGAGCACCCAGAGCUGUAUAACGAGAUGGUCCAGGUCUAUCCCAGGGUGCAGCAGAUGAUCAGGCCCUGA
This is a messenger RNA of Nannizzia gypsea CBS 118893, 1587 nucleotides long. Its product is annotated as PNS1. The record is from RefSeq and is a predicted model, not a curated record. Bases 1 to 1587 code for a protein of 528 amino acids. The transcript is spliced from 2 exons. Gene Ontology annotation, molecular function: transmembrane transporter activity. Gene Ontology annotation, biological process: transmembrane transport. Gene Ontology annotation, cellular component: plasma membrane. Lineage: Eukaryota; Fungi; Ascomycota; Eurotiomycetes; Onygenales; Arthrodermataceae.